Danaus chrysippus (African queen) is the source of this 342-nucleotide messenger RNA. The record is from the annotation of a GenBank genome assembly. Lineage: Eukaryota; Metazoa; Arthropoda; Insecta; Lepidoptera; Nymphalidae.
AUGUCUAUUUUAUUAAGAUCAGUCUCAUCGCAACCAAAGAAAUUACUCGCCAGAUGUUAUAACAAGAUAGUGAUUACUGACGACGGUUCCACUAUAGUUGCUCUUCACCGAGAGCAGGAAUUUCCUUAUGAAUACUCUAAACCUUUACCAGAAGAGGUUACUGAUACGUCCAUUCUAAAAAUGUCGGAUUUUACUGAAGUGAGAAAAGUGUUCAAAGACAUUAAGCCUGAAAUAGCAAGACAACAGUUAGCAUCAUUAACACUUACCACUCCACAUCGUUGGUUCCCAAGAGCCAGAGACAAGAAGGCCAAAAAAACUGAAAUGAAUAGGCCUUAUCUGUAA